Messenger RNA from Diaporthe amygdali, 2007 nucleotides. Its product is annotated as f-box domain-containing protein. The transcript has a single exon. Lineage: Eukaryota; Fungi; Ascomycota; Sordariomycetes; Diaporthales; Diaporthaceae. The coding region runs from base 1 to 2007 and encodes 668 amino acids. Gene Ontology annotation, molecular function: protein binding. The record is from RefSeq and is a predicted model, not a curated record.
AUGCAUCCAAAGCGCCCUCGCGUAGACGAUGACGACGACAAUGCCGACACCAUCGCAUCCGCACCACAACCGCGCCAAAAACGGCAGCGCACUGUCGAAUCCGCACCCGCCGCCCCUCGCGCCGACUUGCUCUCCCAGCUGCCGUCCGAGAUACUCAUCCGCAUCCUGAGCUACCUGUCGCUGCCGCAUCUCCUGGCCAUCGCCCCCGUGAGCACACGCUUCCGCCGCCUCGCCCGCGACAACCAGCUAUGGAAGGCCCUCUACUACGCGCGCUUCGUCCUGCCGCGCGCCAUGCGCAUCCCCGGCUUCCGGGAGGGGAAGCUUGCAGAGAGGUUAAAAGACCACAAGCUGCAUUACAAGGGCCGGAGGACGUUGUGGGCCAGCGGGCGCUCGGGCGGACUGGUCAGGGAUGCCGGGGGGCCCGAUGGUUGGAAGAUACGGCUGACUGAGGAGGAAGAGGGCCUCAGCAAGAAGAGUGACAGCGUCAACUGGAAGCGGCAGUUCAAGAUACGGCACAACUGGGCUAGGGGCAAGUGCGCCGUUGAAGAGUUGCGGCUCGGCCUGGAGCCCGAGGAUGGAGGCGACAACGCGCGCGAGGACACUCCGGAUGGCGUGGACAGGAGCAAGAUGCUGGUCAAGGUCGUGGAAGGUCUGGCUGUCACCGCGGACAGGGCGUCUGGCCUAAGAGCUUGGGACCUCAAGACGAGGGAGGUGGUGGCGCAAGCCAGUCUGGGAGACGACGAGAAGGAAACCGAGCCCGUGCAGCCGAGCUGCAUCGCCAUCGACGACCAAGGUCUUGAACAGGGCACCUUGGAUAUCUCAGUGGGCUUCCUAGACGGGAGCUUUGGUGUCUGGACGCUGAGCACGCAAUCUAAGACCAUCACCAGGAGGUACCGCCACGAGAAGUCGAGCAAUGGCGAGUUGAUAGGCAUGGCAUAUUCGCAUCCUUACCUUUUGACAGCCACGGAAGCCGUUCUGAUAUCACUCUACACAUUCAAUGUGCCAGAGAAAACCGGGGAUGGUGAGGACGAGCAGGCGCGGGACACCCCUGCGCAGGCAAUAUCAUCCAAGCUCAAGAACGCCUUGAGCGAUUACGCGGACGAAGACGCACCCACCGAACGGACUCAACUACGCGCGCCAUACCUCAUGACAUCGCUCAAGUCGUACAGCUCUAGUCCGCCGCUGGCUCUGUCAAUAAGGAAGACAGCCAGCGCGACUGUCGCAUCGAUAGCAUAUACGUUCUUCACCCGGCAUGGCUGGUCCAUCGGCAUCCAGGAUCUCCACAUCACCCCAGAUAAAGCCUCGAAGAAUGCUCCCGCCAUCACCACACGACUGGCCUAUACCGCCCCCACUACCGUGAGCGCGCCUGGUCUUGCCUCGGGAGCACAAGCUGGCCCCCACCACCCAGUCGGCCCGGCUUCCUCAAGUUCAGCAGUACCGUCCCAGCAAACCUCCGAUUCCGCCACUAAUCAAACACAACAACCCUCAAAUCCACCAUCACCACCACCACCACCAAGGAGCCAGCACCCCCACAGCAGCCAAGGUCCCACGACACUCUGCUACACCCACCCCUACCUCCUGGCCACCCUUCCAGACAACACCCUAAUAUUGCAUCUCUGCACUUCCACCGCAGCCGCCCUGUCCAUCUCCCCCGGCAUCCGCCUCUGGGGCCACACCUCGGGCAUCAGCGACGCCGAAAUCACCGCUCGCGGCAAGGCCGUCAGCGUCAGCAGCCGGGGCGACGAGAUGCGCGUCUGGGAGCUCGAGGGCCGGCCCAGCGGCGUGCGCAGCAGGAGCGUCGAGGUCCGAGCUGCGAACCCGGCUGCGACGGUCGAUUCGUCGCGAGGUGGGAGGGAGCAUGGAGGCGCGGAGCAUGAAGAGCAGCGUCCCUCUGGGGGUGACUGGGAGGAGAGGAGGAACUGGGUCGGCUUCGAUGACGAGAUGGUCAUUGUGCUCAAGGAGGCGAGGGGUGGCAGGGAGAGCCUUUUGGUCUAUGAUUUUACGUAG